This is a messenger RNA of Danio rerio (zebrafish), 1633 nucleotides long. RefSeq names its product zgc:77650. NCBI's taxonomy places the organism in Eukaryota, Metazoa, Chordata, Actinopteri, Cypriniformes, Danionidae. The record is from RefSeq and is marked predicted. Gene Ontology annotation, cellular component: Golgi apparatus. Gene Ontology annotation, molecular function: GTP binding; GTPase activity. Gene Ontology annotation, biological process: vesicle-mediated transport.
CACCAGACGAGCAUCACACAGACAAAACUUUAGACAUUAGGAGAAACCUCGUAGUUUUAGGUGAUUUGUGUGCUUCGCCAUGGGUCUGACCAUCUCGUCGCUCUUUAGCAGGCUGUUUGGAAAGAAACAGAUGAGAAUUCUCAUGGUGGGUCUGGAUGCUGCAGGGAAAACCACAAUAUUGUACAAACUGAAACUUGGCGAAAUCGUGACCACAAUUCCAACAAUAGGUUUUAAUGUAGAGACUGUUGAAUACAAGAACAUCUGCUUCACUGUGUGGGACGUCGGCGGUCAGGACAAGAUUCGUCCCCUGUGGAGACACUAUUUUCAGAACACACAGGGUUUAAUCUUUGUAGUGGACAGCAAUGACAGAGAGAGAGUAGCAGAAUCUGCAGAGGAGCUUUCUAAAAUGUUGCAGGAAGAUGAACUGAGGGAUGCCGUGCUUCUGGUUUUUGCAAACAAACAGGAUCUGCCUAACGCCAUGGCUGUCAGUGAACUCACAGACAAACUCGGCCUGCAGAGCCUACGCAGCAGAACGUGGUAUGUUCAAGCAACCUGCGCAACACAGGGCACUGGACUCUAUGAAGGACUGGACUGGUUAUCAAAUGAGCUCUCCAAACGCUAGUGUGUGCCUUUUAGGGUCCUAGAUGGUGCGUAUAAACCAAUGGAAAAGCUAGAGACUCCUCUUAGAAUUGAAUUAAGUGUGUGUGUGUGUGUGUGUGUGUGUGUGGCACAGCGGGAAGCUGGAGAAAAACCAUCAAAAACUCUGCGCUCUUUUCUACAACACACUCUUUUGCCCACGUUUAUCUGUUUCUUUUUAUUUUAUUUCGUUCAGACAAAAACAGCUUUUUAAAAAUAAUUUUGCUGCAUUUACAGUUUUUCAGGAGGGCGUCAAGCAAAACCAGAAACACUGGAGUGUUUGAUCAGUGAGUUAUUGGUUUUGCUAUUGGAUUGUUUUGCUGGAAAUUUGUGUUAAGGAGAUUGUCGUUAAGCUCACUGGAGGUCAGUAAUAUUUCAUUCACAACAUGUGGAGUCGACUGGCGAAUCAAAGCCAUUCAUUUCCAUCAAUCCUACUAGAUAUGCAAUGUUGUAAAGUCUGUUACAUUGCGUUAUCCGCUGUAGAGUCUCGUGGUCCUUCUAAACAUUAUCUGCAUGAGUUAACUUCAUUCUGGAUCUCAGUUUCCAACAUUAGCAGCACAUGGCAUGAAUGGCAUGAAAAGGUUCACUUUCUUUUUAUAGGUUUGCUUCCCUCUCAAUCCGUUGUGGUUUGUGGCAAAUGUUUGAGUGACCCAGAACACAGGUUUUAAUGUAGGAAGGGGUCAAAGGGAACGGGAUGUCCUUUAGCCACGGCGACGCAAUGAAAUUCUUUUCAUUUAUGAUUUGAAGUUACAAUUGACGUGUUUAAUGUCCAAAACGUUCCGCUCGGGCGAGUUUCUUGAGCUUAUCAUUAUUGGUGAUUGAAUGUGACUUCUGAAUGCAGACUUAACGUUAUCGAUGAAUUCCAUGUCUGGUUGAAAUGGUUUGCUUUCUUAAACUUAUGUGUAACAGAUACAAUCUAUUUUACCCUAAUAUCAUUAUAAAUUUGUUUGUGUAUUAUAUGUAUGAUAUUGUUUUAGAAUAAAAGAUAAUCAUGACC